Molecule: messenger RNA, 1661 nt
Organism: Liolophura sinensis
Lineage: Eukaryota; Metazoa; Mollusca; Polyplacophora; Chitonida; Chitonidae
Product: probable serine/threonine-protein kinase clkA
Exons: 7
Coding region: 1-1575 (524 amino acids)
Source: RefSeq, a predicted model, not a curated record
AUGGACAGUGUUUCAGCCAACAGCAUUGCGUUCACAGACCCUGUGGAAGCCUCCGAUGUGACAGUCACCUUGUUGAACCCAAGCAACCACACCAGCUCCAUUGGCAGAAUCAACUACACCUCUCCCACCAUCAGAGACUACAGAGGCACCAACUGUAACCACAACUCUUCCACCAACAGAGACUACAAAAACACCAUCUGUACCCACAACUCUUCCACCAACAGAGACGACAAAGACACAAUCUGUACCCACAACUCUUCCACCAACAGAGAUUACAAAGGCAUCAUCUGUACCCACAACUCUUCCACCAACAGAGACCACAAAAACACCAUCUGUACCCAGAACUCUUCCACCAUCAGAGACUACAGAGGCACCAUCUGUACCCACAACUCUUCCACCAACAGAGACUACACAGACACCAUCUGUACCCACAACUCUUCCACCAGUAGAGACUACAGCCGCACCAUCUGUACUCACAACUCUUCCACCAACAGAGACUACAAAGACACCAUCUGUACCCACAACUCUUCCACCAACAGAGACUACAGCAGCACCAUCUGUACCCACAACUCUUCCACCAGUAGAGACUACGGCAGCACCAUUUUUACCCACAACUCUUCCACCAACAGAGACUACAGAGGCACCAACUGUACCCACAACUCUUCCACCAACAGGGACUCCAGCAGUGCCAUAUGUACCCACAACUCUUCAACCAGUAGAGACUACAAAGGCACCAUCUAUACCCACAACUCUUCCACCAACAGAGACCACAAAGACACCAUCUGUACCCACAACUCUUCCACCAACAGAGACUACAGCCUCACCAUCUGUACCCACAACUCUUCCACCAAUAGAGACUACGAAGGCACCAUCUGUACCCACAACACUUCCAGCAACAGAGACUACAAAGGUACCAUCUGUACCCACAACUCUUCCACCAACAUAAACUACAGAGGCACCAUCUGUACCCACAACUCUUCCAUCACACCAACCACCACCUUCAACUGUUCAACCUGGACUCCCAGUUUGAGUCCUACAACUGUUGGCGUGACAACUGUGUCUGGACCCUUGACCGAGACUGUCACCACUGUCCAGUAUUCCUCUCCUACAGAGGCUGGUGUCACCUACACACCUGAACUGAGAAAUGUCACUGCAGUUAUCACUACAGCAUCUGUGCAAGAAUCAACUGCGGCCACGACAACAUCAGGUGUGUCUACAACUCCAGAAAGCCAGGAUGUCACCCAAGAAGAGGACUCGUGCUUCAAGAGGACCAUGAACCUGACAAUGGAGGUUGAAGGGUGCGUAUCUGAUGGUCCUGUUGAGCUAGCUUUCUGUGCAGGAUCAUGUGCCUCCAACACCACUGCAUCUUUCACCUACCCCUUCUUCGAAACCAACUGUCACUGCUGCAAACCAACCAAAGUGUCCAGGAGGACCGUUCAGCUUACCUGUGCCAAUAACGAAGUCCGCCAACACACCUACGUCAAGAUCGAGUCUUGCGGUUGCCAUGGUUGUGAGUAUGACGCAUACGCCGCCAGCGGAAUCACCCAGGUGAUGACGUCAAACGUGGCCAUCUAGUUCAUCUCUUUCGACGUGACAAAUAGCACCUGUAAAACAUUUCCGUGUAUGUUUGCAGAGAAUAAAAUAUUUUAGAUAUCAGGAUA